Messenger RNA from Linum trigynum, 5017 nucleotides. Lineage: Eukaryota; Viridiplantae; Streptophyta; Magnoliopsida; Malpighiales; Linaceae. The record is from the annotation of a GenBank genome assembly.
CUCAGCGACCAAACAUUCCUUAUUUUCCUCUUUUUGUCAGCCACACCAAACGCCGUCGAUUUCGCUUCUGUAACCCUAACCCCAUCGAACGACUUCUUCUCAGUUCUCCCCUCCCCAUCGAGCAAAACCCUCUUCCUCUUCUGGGCGGCGGUCGAGAAGUCGGCGGCAAGUCCUCCUCCGUGCACGACCGAACAAGAAGCUCCACCACACGAGCUUCUCCUCCAGCCGGCGACCGAGAAGACAUUGAGCUGACGCGCGACCUUGAGUUCUCCUCAUUGCGUUUCUUCUUCUUCUUCUUCUUCAAUCUUGCUUGCAACUGGGAAAGAUAGUAAGAUUGUACCCUUCUCAAGCAAUUCCUUGCUUAUGUAAAGUAAUAAACUGGCUAUGUACAAACUCUGUGAGUUCGAAUGCUGCAAUUUGACUUUUAUAUCAGACUUGGCUAUGCAUCAAAACAAGAAAGUUUGAAUCUUGACAUCAGGGGCCACCAUGCUGUUCAAUGAAGUAAUUGGAAUGCUCACACUAUAUCCUUGCGCUUUCUUAUGAUGAACUGGUUAAAAUUUGAAAUAAGACUGGUACAACAUCCUAGGUCGUGAUGAAGAUUAGGGUAGAGUUUGUUCCUGUUCAUUCAUUGGAAAUGUCAGAAUCGUAUUAAAAAUGUGCUCCAUAAUGCUAUGGGCUUAGCCGCUUAUGCUUACAUUGAUGGUGGAACUUAUAUUUGUGCGUCCAUAUUGUUUAGUCUGCCUGGUCGAUGAUACGUGCAGGCUGCAGCUGUCAGAUCAUGAGGCCAUAGUUUAUACGUAACUAGGAGCAGUAUAGUAUGUAACGCCAAUGUGUUAUUGACUGAACUUUCAUUGUUUUUCCAGGUUGCUGAGUUUGCUAAUUGCUUGGUCGAGGCUACAACGGAGUUGCAGCUCAAGUAUAUAAAAAUCUCCUCUAGGACCUAUAUAUGUUGUCUAUGAUUUCCAAUUUUCCUGCAUAUUUUGUUAAAAUCGGUAUAUAACUGACAUAAAAAUUGAUUGUACCACAGGUCAAAUUGUCAAACCGGUGAUUGUGGACUUGUGGUCUCUGGCGGCUGGAGCCUGGAAGAGAAAGCCAGAACGCGCCGCCGCCCUUCUUUGCACUGUGCAUCUCUUUUUCUUUCCCCUGUCUGCUUGCUCUGGAUUUCCCAUUGUUUCCCUACCGUCUUCCUCCCCGCUCCAUUUUUCGCUGCUGUAGAGAAGCCGCCAAUGGAGAUCAAAGAAUUUUCUUUUGCUGCGGAUUCUGUCCCCUUGGCAGUGAUUGCGGCCGCUAGGGUUUCCGGUUUCAGUCUCCCGUUGGAGUCUCGUAAACCGUCUUCUACUCCAACUUUCGUCUUCUCUAAUGGGCUGGAAUUACAUGGGACUAGUGUACUCCUUCGGUAUAUCGGCCGAGCAGCCAGCAGCAUGCCGAAUUUCUACGGCCAAAAUCCUUAUGAAUCCAGCCAGGUUGAUGAGUGGCUGGAAUACGUGCCUGUACUUUCUUCAGGAUCUGAGUUCGAGAGUGCAUGCAAGUUUGUGGACUCCUAUAUCUCUAAGAGAACCGUGUUGGUAGGACAUUUUUUUACUAUCGCUGACAUAGUAGUCUGGUCAGGCCUUGCAGCUACUGGGCCAAGGUGGGAAAGUUUAAGGAAGUCGAAGAAGUAUCAAAAUCUAGUUCGUUGGUUCAACUCAAUCUCUGCAGAGUAUGGAGUUCUGGAUGAGGUUACAUCAACAUAUGUAGGGAAAAAAGGCUCAGGAAAGCCUGUGGCUGUAAAACCAAAGGAUCAACAGGCUGCUGUUAAUGGGGGAGACAUCAUCGAGAAGGGGAAAGGAAGCAGCAACAGGCCUUCAGCUGAAGUAGACCUUCCGGAGGCUGAAAUUGGAAAGGUGAAAUUGCGGUUUGCUCCAGAACCCAGUGGCUUUCUUCACAUUGGGCACUCUAAAGCUGCUCUCUUGAACCAGUAUUUUGCCCAGAGGUACAGAGGUCAGCUAAUCAUCAGGUUUGAUGAUACUAAUCCUUCCAAAGAAAGCAGUGAAUUUGUGGACAAUCUCUUGAAAGAUAUAGAGACUCUUGGUAUCAAAUAUGAGGAUGUCACACAUACUUCAGACCACUUUCCCAAGUUGAUGGAGAUGGCUGAGAAGUUGAUCAGAGAAGGGAAAGCUUAUGUUGAUGACACACCAAGAGAACAAAUGCAAAAGGAAAGGGGGGAAGGCAUCGAAUCGAAAUGCCGGAGCCACAGUGUGGAAGAGAAUAUGAAACUGUGGAAGGAAAUGAUUGACGCAUCCGAACGUGGGAAACAGUGCUGCCUCCGUGGGAAAUUGGACAUGCAAGAUCCGAACAAAUCUCUGCGUGAUCCAGUUUACUAUCGUUGCAAUCCUGUUCCUCACCAUAGAGUUGGGGACAUAUAUAAGUUGUAUCCAACAUAUGAUUUUGCGUGCCCAUUUGUUGACGCCGAAGAAGGUAUAACUCACGCGCUCCGAUCAAGCGAGUACCAUGAUCGGAAUGCUCAGUACCACAGGAUUCAACAGGAUAUGGGGCUCAGGAAGGUUCACAUUUUUGAGUUUAGCCGGUUGAACAUGGUAUAUACAUUGUUGAGCAAACGUAAUCUUCGUUGGUUUGUGGAGAAUGGAAAAGUUGAUGGCUGGGAUGAUCCAAGGUUCCCAACUGUUCAAGGUAUUGUUCGCAGGGGACUCAAAAUUGAGGCAUUAGUGCAAUUUAUUCUCGAACAGGGGGCUUCCAAAAACCUUAAUCUCAUGGAGUGGGACAAACUUUGGACGAUCAACAAGAAGAUAGUUGAUCCAGUGUGUCCAAGGCACACUGCUGUUAUUGAAGAAAAGUGUGUGUUGCUGACACUGCGUGAUGGUCCUGAUGCAGCAUUUGUUCGCAUCAUACCUAGACACAAGAAAUAUGAGGGUGCUGGAGAAAAGGCCACAACAUACACAAAGAGCAUAUUGAUUGACCAAGCUGAUGCUCAGUCUAUCUCAGUAAAUGAAGAGGUUACCUUGAUGGACUGGGGGAAUGCGAUUGUGCAGGAAAUUGUGAAGAAUGAAGAUGGAACGGUCAAAGAGUUGUUUGGUGUUCUACAUUUGGAAGGCUCUGUAAAGACCACGAAGUUGAAGCUAACCUGGCUGCCUAAGAUAAAUGAAUUGGUUAAGGUGUCGAUGGUCGAGUAUGACCAUCUGAUCACUAAGAAGAAGCUGGAAGAAGAUGAGAGCUUCAUGGAUGUUCUCAACCCGUGUACAAAGAAGGAGAUUGCUGCUCUUGGUGAUUCAAACAUACGUAAUGUGAAGCAUGGUGAAAUACUGCAGCUGGAGAGGAAGGGUUACUUCAUAUGUGAUGCUCCUUUUGUCAGACCUUCCAAACCCGUAGUUCUCGUUGGAAUCCCGGAUGGCCGUGGUCGCUAAGCCAUGCAAUGGUAAAGUAGACCUAAGUGGUACUCUUUCCCAUUUCAUUACAACUAUGAUCUUGACAUCCUGUUGAAGCCCUGGCGUUAAAGUGUUCUUGGUAGCUCAUGUUUGGUAUCUUUCAGGUUCGAAGGGCAAUUUAUACAGCAGAAGAAGAGACUGGAAAGAUGUUUCGUUGUUGAUCUUUCGCUGUCAUGGCCAUGGAUGUCAACCUCUGCUUGUUUGGGUCCGAAAGCUUUUGAGUAGGGUGCUGAGUAUUAACAAAUUCCAAGUUGGGUUGUUUGUAGUUGCUGGAGGCGUUAAUGUUAUUCAUGAAUCUGCAAGGCAUUUUAGUUUAGAACUUCUUGAUUAAGAGAUGAUAACAAUUUCCAAAUUCCAUGUAUACUUUUCAUUGACAAGGGUUUUGAUAGCUUGGUCCAAUUAACUGAGAGUUUUGGCGGGCAUGACAAGGUUCUGAAUCCAUUUGCGGAUUUGAUGCUGCUCUCCCUCGUACGUAUAGAACUUCUUGGCACCUUACCUUCUGAAUUCUCACAAGGGAGAAGGCCAAAAUUCCCAAAUCACUCACUCCCUCCCUCCGUUCACCGGCCGAUGGCCAUCGCCGUCUCCUCCUCAUUAAUUUUGUGGGCAACUCAUGGGCGGUCAUAUCAUUGGCCGUGGAGGAAUACCCUAAUACCUUAAAAAGCCGUUUAAUAGAAUUUUGUUGCUGUUUUGGUUGCAAUAGCAACUCAUGGGUAGUCAUGUCAUUGGUAGUGGAUGAAAUAUCUUUAUACCUCAAAAAGCCAUUUAGUAGAAUUUUGUUGUUGUUGUGAUUGCAAUAGAAUUGUGAUAAUAAAGGUAUAAUCACAACAACAUGAAAUAAAAAAUGAAAAUCUGUUUAAUUGGUAUUUCUAAAAAUAAUGAAAGUUGAGAAUCAUAAACAGAAAUGCAUUUAGUUACUUUCUUUAGGCCCCAUUUAGUAUCAAUGUUGAUAACAAGAUAAAAGUUGGAAAAUAAUAAGAGGAAUAAUGACGAGUUAUGAGAAAUUGAGAGAAAAAAUAUAUGAAAAUAACAUUGACAAUAAGUUUUCGGGGAUGAGUUAUGUGGAAAUGGAGAAGAAAAAAGUAUGUAGAAAGUGGGUCUAGUGAGAUAUAUUAAUAGAUUUAUUUGAAUGAAAUUAUUCCAAAAACUAAUAGGAUCGCACAAAGAAUAAUUUUUGGAAACAAUAUUUUUUGGAAAUAAAGAAGCUAAUUAAAGUGAUUUCACUGGUUUCAUCUAAUUUAUGUUGUGUUGUCAACUUCCGUUGUUGUGAAACGAAAACAGAAUUCAACUGGAAACAUGAAAUGAUACCAAAGAGGCCUAAGAUAAAUAGCUAGUUGGUGAUUUGUAAGUCCGCAAAUGAGUUGACCUGCUCUUGAGCGACUCGGCGUUCGACUCCGAAGAAACUCUUUCCACACAUGAGUUCUAGUUCAGCUUUGUUCAGCUCGCAAGCUUGUGCGUGAGCUCCACUCGGUGGCUUGUUGAUCUCAACUCUUGAACUAUCUCGUUUUGACUUUUGAGCAACGAGCUUGGUCAACAGUAUGUGGAUAGCGAGCCGCCUCAACUAGCAACUUACGAGCGAAUUAAUUAAUAGCUUAUCA